Messenger RNA from Archocentrus centrarchus (flier cichlid), 3276 nucleotides. It is a transcript of the gene gdf10b, whose product is annotated as growth differentiation factor 10b. Gene Ontology annotation, molecular function: growth factor activity; cytokine activity. The record is from RefSeq and is a predicted model, not a curated record. The coding region runs from base 166 to 1533 and encodes 455 amino acids. Gene Ontology annotation, biological process: positive regulation of osteoblast differentiation. The transcript has 3 exons. NCBI's taxonomy places the organism in Eukaryota, Metazoa, Chordata, Actinopteri, Cichliformes, Cichlidae. Gene Ontology annotation, cellular component: extracellular region.
GACCGUGAACCGUGGAGUCCGGAUCUGACACGGAUAGCCUUGGUAUCGACUUGAAGUCUGGGUGGCCAACAAACUGGCAGGACUAGAAAACGCGCAUUUUAAAAUAAAUACAUAUUUUACUGACUGAAGUUUAUUUUAAUAGAAUCUGCAUCCACAUCAACAACCAUGGAGAACCGGUUUUUUAAUAUCCUGUGUUUGCUGGCGGUUCUGGAGUCGUGCUGGGGUCACUUUGUAUCUGAGGGUCUGGAAAGAGCCGUGCGUCAAGGUGUCGAAGCCUCCAUGGCCGCAGAGCAGCGCGUCUUUGCGCAAGAAAGCGCGAACCGGGACAUGGUCACCAUCAGUAUGUUCAAAGUGUACGAGAAGUACAAUAAAGAGCCGCAGAGCCAGAAGGAAGGAAACACCGUGAGAAGUUUUAAAGCUGUCCCGAGAGUCUCACAGGGCAGAGAUGUGUUCCAGUUCAACCUGUCUUCAAUCCAAAACUCCGAGCUCAUCCUCUCCGCCUCUUUUCACUUUCUCUACAAGAGGCCCCGCCACCACCAGAGACCGUCGUGGCGUUUCCGAAAGCCUCGCCACCCGUCCAGUGGCCUCCCGCAUCCUGAUCCUCCUCCUCCUUCACAGCUCCUUUUCUAUGGGUCGUCCCUAAACUCGGCUUUUCCAACGCCUCUGGGAAACCUAACUCUGUCUCCUUUCAAAAAAAGCUCUUGGCAAACACAGGAUGUAACUGCGGUACUGAAACAUGCCAGAGAUGUCAAAGAGCUUGUGGUCAUGGUGGAGUUUGAUAUGGGAUUUGGGGCCAUUCGGAUGCAGCAGAGGAGCCCUCAUGGCCAAGAACGCCUCUCAUCAGCCAACCUGCCGUAUAUCUUGGUAUACGCCGACGAUCGAGCUAUAGAUGAACCAAACAGUGUGGCCAUGUCACUUCAGAGGUACGGGCCUUUUCCCACAGGGGAUGACUUGUCCAGCUCAGCCUCAGCCUCGAGGAUUCGGAGGGAGCUUCAUCUACAGAUACAAACCAACAACAUCCCGGAGGUCCACUUCAAUAACCUGAAGAACCACGAACUGUGGCAGAACACAUAUUUCCCAGCUAAAGCAAAAACAGUGGUCAAAACUGGAAGGAAGCAGGGCCUGGUGAGCAGCGAGGGCCUGAGCAAGCCACAAGUGCUGAGCUUUGAUGAGAGGACAAUGAAGAAGGCCAGGAGGAGACAGUGGAGUGAGCCCAGGGUUUGCUCCAGGCGCUACCUCAGGGUAGACUUUGCUGACAUCGGUUGGAGCGAGUGGGUGUUGGCGCCAAAGUCGUUCGAUGCCUACUACUGUGCCGGGACCUGUGGAUUCCCCAUACCUAAAGUGGCACGUCCCUCCAAUCACGCUACGAUCCAGAGCAUUGUCAGAGCCGUGGGAAUUGUCCCUGGUGUGCCUGAACCGUGUUGUGUUCCAGACAAGAUGAGCCCCCUCAGCGUCCUUUACCUGGACCCAAGCAGGAACAUGGUGCUGAAGGUUUACCCUAACAUGUCUGUGGAUACAUGUGCCUGCCGGUAGGGCUGGAGCCGCGUGAGCUGCCGGAAACUGUGAUCAAUGAAGAUGGGAGACAGUGAGGACAGUGAAACUGUAGGCUCCACGUGUAACGGGAAGGCACGUCAGAUGGAAGAACACUUGUGGGGAGAAACGGUGAGGACGACUGAUACGUACCAUUUUCUUCUUGUUCUCGGCCUCGAUUGGGCUCUGCCAAGCUCGGACAUUUCCUUGAGUUUUCUCUGCUCGUCUAACAGCGCUCACAGAUGCCUUUUGCCCAAGUUCAUUGUUGUGAAAAUACUUAGGUGCCCUUAAAAAAACCUGUUUGUUUUUCUUUUAGUCAACAAUCUCCUCCAGGUAGAUCAAGCUCCCGCUGAUCCUUAAAAAGAUUUUCUCGUUUGGAGCGGUUUAUAAAGUUUUGAUUUUGAGACGGAUGUUGUUUUGAGUGCCAUCAGCUUGGACUCAGACUUAACUGGACCCGGUUUUUGGAAUCUCCUCAAACUCCUCAAAAGAGGUCAAAAUAAACUAAUAAAGUCUUCUGAAUUUUCAUCAAACUGAUAAAGGAGAACUUUGGACGCAGAUGCUACACGGCAGCAUAUUCAUAUUCUCAGUUACCCGACUUUUGUCAUGAAAAUAUUGUAGUUACAAAUGCAAGCUAAGUAGUACUUAGUGACGUGACACAUUUAACUCGUUAUCACGCAUGAGAUGUCAUAUCUUCUUCAAACUAUAUUUCAGUAACUAUUUGUUUAUAACUUGUAUAUAAUGAGUGUAUUUUGUCACCCAGUGAGUGUUACAGCAUUAGAAGCAGGGUGAAGCACAUCCUCUGGCUGAUGCAGACCAGGGUUCAAUACAAAAACGGUGCGUUGCUGCCACCUGCUGUGCAUUUUGUUCAGUGUAAAGGAUGUCAAAAAAUUGGACAUGUACAUGGCAUGUACAGUUUUUAAUAUGUACAGUAAUGACAGUAGAGUUACACAGUAACUAAAGGAGAUUUUGCUAAACUGUAAUCAAAUACUAAUGUGAUGUGUUGAUGUGUGCUUUAAUAGGGCGUAGAGUCAAUGUAUGCUUGUUAUGGAAAUAAACUGAAUUGUACAUACAGCCAAAAACACUUGUUGACUUGGGUUUUAUAAGAAUGGCAUGUUAGUGUUUUUUUGUUGACUAAUGCAAGUCUAAAGGAUCUGCUCUUAAGUUUGACCAGAAUUAUGAUUAUGUUUGUUUGUGUUUGGUGUUUGGGCAUAAACCCCUCUAUCGGUGAUAACCACAACCUCAGCCCCCAAAAGUUUUUUUAUUUUAUUUUAUUUAUGUUUUGUCCCCUGAUUGCCAAAAUUUGGUAGAACAACUGAAAAACAUAAUCAUAUUCUGAUAGCACAGGGUUCGCUACAGUCAGGGUCAUCACCUAUGAUUAGUGUAACAUAUGAUCAGACGCUUAAGAGUAGGUGUCCUGUGACAGGAGUCACUCGUAUGAAGCUACAGAGAAUUAAAAAGACGGAUUUAGAUGAGCUCAUAAUAUUAUAACUAGUUGGACAUUUAAAAAGCUUUGUGAAUUGUGCUGUUUCAGAUUGAUUUCAUACCUGAAGAGAAAAAUGUGUCACGCUGUAUACUUAUGAAUUUCUGAACUUGAAAACAAAGCUUGGCCUAACGGCACGCUGUCAGUAUAAUCACACACAUGGCCAAGCCCUCAGCAUCCUAAACCUGUCUGUUUUCUUUUUAUUAUUUCAAUCAAGUGCUCAGAGGACUGCACUUUAGAUCAUAUUAAAGUUUUCCUGCUAUGUU